UGAAAAAGUUGCACAAAAAAGACAGCAGGUUGAAGUUAAUAAUUUCAUAACAUAAUCGAAAUUAAACGAAAGUUCGAAUUUACUAGCAAAAAUCAACCGUGAUCCUAAGCUAAAUGCUGUAAAAAAUUGUUGUUACAAAAUGUUACGCUUAGAACGCUGUAAAAGAUUGCUAACCAGCCGUCUAAGUGGAUUGUCUCUGGGAAGAUUAGCUCCAGCCCUUGCUAGUAAUGGAACAACCACUUUUGGAAUACCGGUACCAUCCACGGUGAGGAAGAACCGGCUCACUGUCGUUUGCCACAACCAACGCUUCUUGCAUCAAUUAGAGGAUGAAUAUCGCGCUAUUAUACGAUUGUUUGCCCGUUCCUACGGUAUUCCGCAGCAUGUUCUGGCACGCAAUCUGCAUACUUCCAGCAGGCCAUACCAGCAACAAAAAUCGGACAAGUCAAACUCGAGUGACGGUGAAGGAGCUGGUAGUGGUGGUGGUGGUGGUGGCAAAAAGGACAACGAUGACAAGGAGAAAAUGAUGUCGGUGGUAACGAAAACGCUAGUUCUGAUGGUAACAAUCUACACUCUGGUGGCCUUUUUGACGAUGGUUGUGCCGAAUCGAAACCGGCCGGAAGCAACCACUCGGUACGUCAGCUGGCACGAGUUCGUUCACCACAUGCUGGCGGCCGGUGAGGUGAAAGAAGUGGUAGUCCACCCGGACAUGGAAAUGGUAACGAUUCUGCUGCAUGACGGGGCGAUCAUUAAGGGAAGGCGGGCGCACUCGAACAUCUUCCACAUGGCCGUAGCGGAUGUGAACAAGUUCGAGGAAAAGCUGCGCCUGGUGGAGAAGCGACUGGGCAUCAAGGAUGGGGUUUCGGUGCAGUUUGAGCGUAGCGGUGACGUGAGCGGGCGGAUUUUGUUUACGCUGAUUGCAACCGGGGUGAUUAUUGCUCUGCUCAGUCGAAUGCGGGGCAUUCGAAGUCCUAUCAGUAUGGAUUCGUUCACUCAAAUGGGACGAGCAAAAUUCACCCUUGUCGAUCCGGUUGAUGGUGGUCGAGGCGUUUGGUUUAAAGAUGUGGCCGGCUUGCAGGAAGCCAAACAGGAGGUUAAAGAGUUUAUUGAUUACCUUAAAUCACCCGAUCGGUACCAAAGAUUGGGGGCAAAAGUACCGAAGGGGGCCUUACUGUUAGGUCCUCCUGGAUGUGGAAAAACCUUACUAGCGAAAGCAGUGGCCACCGAAGCUCAGGUUCCUUUCCUUAGUAUGAACGGUUCGGAGUUUAUUGAAAUGAUAGGAGGGCUGGGAGCCGCUCGUGUACGAGAUCUGUUCAAGGAAGCGGGCAAACGGUCUCCCUGUAUAGUUUAUAUCGACGAAAUUGAUGCUAUCGGUCGGCAACGGGAUGGUGGCGGUAGUUUCGGUGGAGUUAGCUCGGGGGAGUCCGAGCAAACCCUUAACCAACUGCUAGUUGAAAUGGAUGGAAUGGCCUCUAGAGAGGGUGUGCUGAUGCUGGCGAGUACUAACCGGGCAGAUAUUCUGGAUAAAGCUUUACUUCGACCCGGUCGCUUCGAUCGGCAUAUUCUAAUUGAUUUGCCGAAUUUGACGGAGCGGAAGGAGAUUUUCGAAAAGCAUCUGUCGGGAAUCGCCUUGGCAGCAGCGCCCGAAAAAUACUCGGCUCGGUUAGCGACCCUUACGCCUGGUUUUUCCGGAGCCGAUAUUGCGAAUGUGUGCAAUGAAGCAGCCCUGCACGCUGCACGUUCAAGCCAGAAAACGGUUACGACGGCAAAUCUGGAAUAUGCCGUCGAGCGCUUGGUGGGUGGAACGGAAAAGCGCUCACACGCGCUGACACAAACCGAACGACGGGUGAUUGCAUUCCACGAGUCCGGACACGCGCUUGUUGGCUGGCUACUGCCCAAUUCCGACGUAUUGCUCAAAGUGACAAUCGUACCCAGGACCAGCUUGGCUCUCGGAUUUGCCCAGUACACACCGAAAGAGCAAAAAUUGUACAGCAAAGAGCAACUGUUCGAUAAGAUGUGCAUGGCACUAGGCGGACGGGCGGCGGAGAAUAUCACCUUCGAACGGAUUACCACCGGAGCGCAGAAUGACCUGGAGAAAGUCACCAAGAUGGCGUACGCACAGAUAAAAUACUUUGGUAUGAACGGCACCAUCGGACCGAUUUCGUUUUCCGAGGAAAGCGAAACCAACCCGUACGCGGCGAAGCCCUACUCGAAGCACCUGGGUGACGUAAUCGACCAGGAAGCACGUCGGAUGAUAACGGAAGCGUACGAACGAACCGAGCAGCUGUUGCGGGAUAAUGCCGAAAUGUUAAGCACCCUCGCCGAAGCCCUGCUGAGGCACGAAACGCUUAACUACGACCAAGUCGUUGCCCUGAUUGGCCCACCCAGGUACGACGAUGCGAAGCGCAAGAUCGAACCGGUCGAGUUUGAGGACAGCCUUUCAAAGUUAUCUUCCGCAAACGGAGACGGUGUGGCCCAGUGAACUGUUAUAAAAGAAUCGUGAUCCAGCAAUAAAACUUACCUGUUGAAAACUGAAAUGCCUCGCGCCCGUGGGAGGGUUCUUUUUCUUGUUCGAAACAGCCAAAAUCCAAAGUCAACAUUU
Messenger RNA from Sabethes cyaneus, 2599 nucleotides. RefSeq names its product paraplegin (gene Spg7). Gene Ontology annotation, molecular function: zinc ion binding; ATP-dependent peptidase activity; ATP hydrolysis activity. Bases 140 to 2479 code for a protein of 779 amino acids. The transcript has 3 exons. The record is from RefSeq and is a predicted model, not a curated record. NCBI's taxonomy places the organism in Eukaryota, Metazoa, Arthropoda, Insecta, Diptera, Culicidae. Gene Ontology annotation, biological process: protein-containing complex assembly; mitochondrial protein processing. Gene Ontology annotation, cellular component: membrane; m-AAA complex.